Psylliodes chrysocephalus is the source of this 5841-nucleotide messenger RNA. Lineage: Eukaryota; Metazoa; Arthropoda; Insecta; Coleoptera; Chrysomelidae. The record is from the annotation of a GenBank genome assembly.
GUGCAUUUUACAAUUCUUAUACAUACAAUGUGUUCAUCUAUUCAACAAAAUUUCGUAAUAAAAAUAUCCAAUAUAAAUACAAUUUUGGUGGGUUAAAGAGUUUUGAAACAAUUAGUAAAUACCUAUUUGAAACGAUUUUACCAUGAACAUGAACGUACAAAACCAAUCAGAGUGUCUGCCGUAGGAUUUAAUCUACCAAUAUUCGCAAUCAAUCGUGUGAGAUUGUCUAAAACUAUAAUCUAAGUUACAUACACCAGUUAAAAAACAACUUAAAAAAUUGCAACACUGUAGGAAAAGUGACUGCAUUACGAUCUGACAACUGACAUAUUUACAUUAGGCAUUAGCAGUUAUGGGAAUGGGAGGUUUUGAUACAAAAAUUGAUAAAACAAAUCCACAUUGACGUUAAUAGAUCAACUGGCACAUUAUGCUUGUUUAACAAUUCUGACGAAUGUCAAAAGUGUUGCUAUUUGAUCAAACACACUCUGAACAAAAGGAUAUUUUACAAAAUUUAAAAAAAAAAACUGUUGACCAGUCGUAAUAAACAUGAGUCAAGCAAUAUGGACGAGAGAUCACCUAUAGAGUACACAUUUUUUUUGUACAAAAACUGGUCUUACCAAAAAAAUGUCGACUGGAGCCCAUUUUCUAUGCGCGAGUUGAUUUUCACGAGAACAAUUCGUCGACUGUCAUUUCUAACGUUGACAGCUGACAUAACUUUUUAAAAUGUUCUUAAAAAAAGUUGAGAAGUCGACAUAAGUUUCUUGCAAGAAUGAACUCUGUCAGAUAGAAAAAUAUUCUCUUGGAGUAAUGGUAAACCAAUUGCGAGCGGAUUUUUUUUUUUUAAUUCUUGUCAUGGGUUAAUAUUUUAUCACUAUGGCUUGCAAGUAAACUUAGUACAUCGGAUUAUAAUAUUUUAAACCUACUUUUCUAGACACAAAUCAUUCACUGGCGUUUUUAGCUUAAAGAGAAAAAUAUUCCUACAAAAAAAAUGUACACAUUUUAGUCCAGUCGUCGGAAUUCAAAUUUAUUUGAUUUCGACAGAGAUUUUUCUAUAGGAAAUAAUGAAAUAGUGCAAAUAAUACAAGAUAGUUUUGUUUAAAUAUCUUAAAAUUUGUUGACACUACUAUUAAAACGUUAAAUAUCUUUUUUAUAAAGUAUAUACAGGGUGUUCCGUAAUUACAGUAGAUGAUUUCUUAUAAAAUUUUGCAAUUUGGGUCUUCUCUGUAGAGAUUUGAUCCAUUUUUUUUUAUAUAAUUCUUAAAUAACAUUGUACUCUAAUUCUUUUACAUAACAGUAUUAAAAUUAAUAACAUUAAAAUGAUGCAUCUUCUAUAAUUUCUUUAAUCUCUUCUAUAGAAAAAUGAAGUUUCUUACAAUUUGGAAAAUAGCUAUGAAAAAAAAACGAAAUUUCAUAUAUGGAAAAUAAGAUAUUUUUACUAUGAGAAAAUGAAAUGGAAACGAAUAUAGAAGAAAUAGAAAAAACAGAAAAGCAAGUUGUGAAACUUACGAGAAAGGCCACAUAAGGCGAUUUUUGUUUUUCUUGAAAACGAUUGAACUUGGAAAUUGUAAUUUUAAUAAUAGUAUAUUGUUUAACGAGUGAAGAAAGUAGCAUUUCCUGCAAACGAGAGAACAGUUUAUCAAACGAAGCGCAGCUGAGUUUUAAACUUUUUUCUUUAACAAUUUAAACUACACACUGAGAUCAGCUGUUCGACCGUUGGGAUCAAACUUUUAUUGCUGUUUUUUUUUAUAUAUAUGAACUGGAUUAUUUUUUUUUAUUUAUCAGUUUUAAAUCAUGCCUAUCGGUGGGCAUGUCACGACUUAUAUUUACAUCGUGGGACCGAAUGUUCACUCAAUUUUGUUUAUCUAGAAAUGGUUGCGUUUUUUAUAGCAUGAAUAGAGGCUGAAAUAUUUUUGUUGUAAGAACUUCAGUUUUUUAUUUUUAGGACUUUAGUGAUUUUUAUUUACUAAAGUUUCGACGUAUUCAAAUUAUAUCAAAAUAGGUAUCAAAACAGUCAUAUAAUUGUUUAAAAAAAAAGGAACAACGGCAAUCUUAAACAUCCAGAUAAGUUAAAUGUCAAAAAUUUUUAUGUUAAUACAAAAAUGUCAAAAUUGUCAUGUUAAAAUUGUCAUGGCAUUCGUCAAGUCAUUUCACUCGCCAAAAGUUUCUGAAAAUGUCUAAACUGUCAUGUCUUUGAAAAGGGUAAAAUUGCAGACACUCAAAAUGCAAAAAAAAAUCCUUAUUACUAGUCAAAAACAAUAGAAAAUUACAAAAAUGUCAGAUUACUGGUUAAAGGUCACGGAAAAUAUAAAAAUUGUCAUGUCACUCGUCAAAAAUCACUGAAAAUUUUAACAAAAUCCUUGCCACUAUUCAAAAAUAACUGAAAAUGACAAAAAUUUCAUAUCACUUGUCCAAGUUCAUUAAAACAGUCAAAAUUCACUGAAAAUGUCAUGUCACUCGUCAAAAUUCUAAAAAUGUUGGGAAAACUCGUUACAAACAGACGAAAAUUUCGUUACACGCAUAUUUAAAGUAUGUCAAAAUAGUUACAACAAUCAUAUAACUGUUAAAGAAAAGGGACAAAAGCAAUUUUAAACGUUCAGACAAGUUAAAUGUCAAAAAAGUUGAAUCAAAUUCAAAAAUAUUUAAAAAAAAAUAUUUCAAAUGUCAAAAAUGUUGUGUAUCUCAUCAAAAAUCUGUAAAAAUGUCAGGUAUCUCGUCAAAAGUCUGCAAAAAUGUCAUGUAUCAUUCAAAAGUCUGUACAAAUGUCAUGCCACUAGUCAAAAGUCACUGAAAAUGUCAAAACUGUCAUGUCACUCAAGGGUAGGGUCAGUUAUUAACCGCAAUAGCAGUUACUGGGUCCAAAACUAACCGCUCUGCUUGACAUACCUAAAAAAUCGGUUAAAUUAGGGACUCGGUUACCUGAAAAUGGUGACUCAAACGUCAAUUCACUAACAGUUAUAUUUUUACGGCUACUAUCAGGUCGAAUGUCAAUCUAUCACAAAAGUGACAAAUCUCGACCGUGGUCCAAAUGUAACCAAGAAAUUAGUUUUUUUCAGGAACCGCUGUUAAAAAAUCCUGGUUACUAAUCGGUUAAUAACGGACCAUACCUCAGAAUUCACUGAAAAUGUUAUGUCACUCGUCAAACGUCACUGAAAAUAUCAAAAUUAUCUUGUAACUCCUGAAAAAUGACUGAAGAUGUAAAAACAAAAUUACAAAUACCAAAAAUGUUAGAAAAACACUUUAAAUGUCACAGAAUUAUGGCGAAAAUGUUAGAAACAAUGACUUUUAAAUGUCAAAAUUGUCAUGCCACAGUAAAAAAAACACUAAUUGCAUGAAACUCGUCAAAAGUCACUGAAAAUGUCUAAACUGUCAUGUCUCUCGUCAAAAUUGACGAAAAAGGUUAUGUCACUCGUCAAAAAUCACUGAAAAUAAACUCACUGAAGAUGUAAAAACAAAAUUACAAAUGCUGAAAAUGUUACAAAAAUGAAUUUAAAUAACACAAGUUAUGUCGAAACACAAAAAUAUUAGUAACGAUGACUUCAAAUAUCAAAAUUGUCAUGUCAUUGUCAAAAAACACUAAAAUGGUCUUGUCACUCGUCAAAAGUCUCUGAAAAUGUCAAAAUUAUCAUAUCACUCGUCAAAAAUCAUUCCAUUUUAAACGUAUAGUUGGCUAUAUUUAAAAUUAUGGUUUCUCCGACAGUUUGAUACAAUUGGUCUGAUAAUAAGCUUUACAAAAAAAAUACCAUGUUAUCAUUACUACAAGGGUCGAUCUAUAAUAACAGAAAUUUAGGAAAAAAUUAGGCGUUUUCAAAGGUUUUAGAUUAACCCUCGUUUCGUUGAUUUUUUUUUCGUUAAAAUUCUAUUUUAAACGUUCCUUAUAAAAAGUUUCAAAUAGCGUCUUAACGUCUAUAAAAUACAGAAAUAAAUAUUUUACCACUUCAAAUACCUGUCCUGUCUUUUUCUAACUCUAAUAAAUAUUUAGACAUAUAAAUAUGGAAUGUACGAAAUAUUAAUAAAAACUAACGUAUUUUUAAUUAGGCGAUCAAAUAUCAAUAGAUAAAUAUUGCAAAAAAAUAUCGUUGUACUGUAUAAAAAAUAUCACAUCGAAAAAAUAGGCCUAGAUGAACGGUUCUCCCUGUAUGUGUAGUUUGAUACUAAAAUGGCGCUGGGAAACAGUAACGAAAAAAAUUGGAUAAUAUUUACAACGAAUAACUAUUUAUUACAUUUGCAGUGUUGCCAAUGUCAAAUAAAUUACCCCAGAAACUCAAUAUUUAAUAUUAUUUGGAUUACAAAGAAAAACCGUCUGAUUUAAUAUUGUUUACUUAACUUUUUUGCAACUAUCUGUAAAUUAGUAUAAAUAAUUAUGUAUCAAAGCAACGUUGCACGCAACAUUUCUACCAUUUCGCGGUUUUUGCCGCAAAAAACGCGUCGGUUAAAACCGCUGCGUGUGAAACGGCCUUUAACUAUCUUCUAGCUACUUUCGUGCAAAACUAACGUUAAUAAUAUUUACGUUAGAUAUUUGAAGUGGCAUUUACACCUGAGGUAAAAAAAAUAUAAGAAAAAUCACAACCAUAUAAAAAAAAGACAAAUAUAAGUACGCGUUGUAAAGGUAGGAAAAAUCUCGAACCGAGCGAAAGCGUAGAAAAGGGGAUGGAGGUAUCACUAAAAACGCCAGCAGCCGAACUCUAUAAGGAUAAUGCUUCAUAUAUAACACAAUAAAAACUAGUUCUUUUUUUAUGUUUUCAGUCUUCACAGUUAUACAAAUACGCGGUUAUUUUUUUUUUCAAUGUUCAACACUGUUCAUAUACUAAGAAACAAUCAACUGACCCGAAAAAUAUAACAUUUACACAUUUUUUUCUUCAUUUUUGUUAAAGUUCGAAAUUGGUCACUAUGCGUUUUAAAUCGGCGCCGCUGAAUCGUUGGUCACACGCCAAACGGUCAUUUAUAAAACGGUCAUUCUUAAAAAUGCUCAUUUAUAAAACAGCCAUUCUUAAAAAUGCUCAUUUAGAAAAUGGGAAUUUACAAAAAUGCUCAUUUAUAAAGCGGUCAUUUUAAAAAGUGCUCAUUUAGAAAAUUAUAGUUUACAAAAAUGGUCAUUUAUAAAAGGGACAUUCUUAAAAAUAUUGAUUUAGAAAACGGUCAUUUACAAAUUUCUCAUUUAUAAAACGGUUAUUCUUAAAAAUGCUCAUUUAGAAAACGGUCAUUUACAAAAAUGCUCAUUUAUAAAACAGUCAUUCUUAAAAAUGCUCAUUUAGAAAAUGGGAAUUUACAAAAAUGCUCAUUUAUAAAGCAGUCAUUUAUAAAAAUGCUCAUUUAUAGAAAGGUCAUUUUAAAAAGUGCUCAUUUAGAAAAUUAUCGUUUACAAAAAUGCUUAUUUAUAAAACGGCCAUUCUUAAAAAUAUUGAUUUUGAAAACGGUCAUUUACAAAUUGCUCAUUUAUAAAACGGUCAUUCUUAAAAAUAUGUUCACUUUGAAAAUUGUCAUUAACAAAAAUGCUCUUUUAGACAACGGUAAUUUACAAAAAUGCUCAUUUAGAGAAAAACCAAUAAUAAAAUAUGUUUAGAAGAUGGUCAUUUAAAAAAUGACAGUUAAUGAAAAAUGUCCAGUUAUAAGAAGGUAAUUUACAAACUCUAAAAUGAUUAUUAAUAAAAAUGUUCGGUUAGAAAACGAAACAAAAAUAUCCUUUUAAAAAAAUUAUUACUCAUACAGUGGCAGGUCGUGACCCAAAUUUUGGAGGUUCACAGUGACAGAAUAUAGAUAUCAAUACAGAUGUAUGAAAAAAUUUUCAGUAUUUUAGAAAGUUUAUAAUAUACCUUUCUAAAACACUGACAGUUACUUACCUACAUC